Messenger RNA from Cucurbita pepo subsp. pepo (vegetable marrow), 1215 nucleotides. It is a transcript of the gene SAMC1, whose product is annotated as S-adenosylmethionine carrier 1. Lineage: Eukaryota; Viridiplantae; Streptophyta; Magnoliopsida; Cucurbitales; Cucurbitaceae. The record is from RefSeq and is a predicted model, not a curated record. Gene Ontology annotation, biological process: transmembrane transport.
GAGAAAUUGGAUUUGUGCAAGAAUAGCCUCGACAGCUGCAGCACACAGCAAGGCCAUUACAGCAGCCAUGAACGCGAAAACCACCUCCCAACCAUCUUCAGAUGCAUCUGAUAGGCAAUUGAAAUUACCUCCAGUUGAUUCAAGAAAAGUCUUUGCAUCUGUCAGCAUGAAGGAAGAAAAGCCAUUUGAUUUUCUGCGUACCGUAUUUGAGGGUGUCAUAGCAGGAGGUACAGCGGGUGUGGUUGUUGAGACAGCUUUAUACCCCAUUGAUACAAUAAAGACACGGCUACAGGCUGUGCGUGGAGGAGGACAGAUAGUAUUGAAGGGGCUUUAUGCCGGUUUGGGUGGAAACAUUGCUGGUGUGUUGCCGGCUUCUGCUUUAUUUGUUGGCGUGUAUGAACCUACCAAGCAGAAAUUGCUAAGGACUUUUCCUGAAAACCUUAGUGCAGUCGCACAUUUUUUGGCUGGUGCAAUAGGAGGUAUUGCUGCUUCUCUGAUUCGUGUUCCAACAGAGGUUGUUAAACAACGGAUGCAAACUGGACAAUUUGCAUCAGCUCCAGAUGCUGUGCGCUUAAUUGCAAGAAAAGAAGGUUUUAAAGGACUCUAUGCAGGAUAUGGAUCUUUUCUAUUGAGAGACUUACCUUUUGAUGCAAUUCAAUUUUGCAUUUAUGAGCAGCUACGGAUAGGUUAUAAGCUGGCGGCAAAGCGAGAUUUGAAUGAUCCUGAAAAUGCUAUAAUUGGAGCUUUUGCAGGUGCAUUAACUGGAGCUGUAACCACUCCCCUUGACGUCAUUAAGACAAGAUUAAUGGUUCAAGGAUCUGCAAACCAAUACAAGGGGAUUAUUGACUGCGUCCAAACGAUUGUCAGGGAGGAAGGACCUCCUGCUCUUUUGAAGGGUAUCGGACCUCGGGUGCUAUGGAUAGGCAUUGGUGGUUCGAUCUUCUUCAGCGUCCUUGAAAGCACAAAACGAUUACUGGCAGAGAGGCGUCCCACUGCUCGUGAAGAUCCAAAGCAAGACUAGUAAGCUCUCAUAACUUCCAAAAUCUAGAAUUAGUCAUGGCUAGUGCUUGUUCCUUUAAUUUAUGAGAUCAUGAUGAUACCAAUGAAAUGGAUAAUGAGAUGUAGACUUGUUGAUUCUUUGUAGAACAGUGACUGAACAACACUGAAAAAUAAUGAAUCAGUUUUCCCCAAAAUGGGGUGUUUUGUUUGGUGGCC